Messenger RNA from Dromiciops gliroides (monito del monte), 2375 nucleotides. RefSeq names its product spermatogenesis associated 6 (gene SPATA6). The record is from RefSeq and is a predicted model, not a curated record. The transcript has 16 exons. Gene Ontology annotation, molecular function: myosin light chain binding. Bases 129 to 1940 code for a protein of 603 amino acids. NCBI's taxonomy places the organism in Eukaryota, Metazoa, Chordata, Mammalia, Microbiotheria, Microbiotheriidae. Gene Ontology annotation, biological process: motile cilium assembly; spermatogenesis.
GCAGCUGCUCCGGCGGGACCGAAGCAGGACCGCGGGCCGGGGCCUGGGCCCUCCGCCGCCGCCGCCUUUGCUGCCGUCGCCCCCAGCUCCGCACUCCCUUGCUCGGGCCCGCGGCCGGGGCCGCCCCCAUGCCGAAGAUGAAGGCGCUGCAGUGCGCCCUGGCGCUGGAGAUCCGCUCAGUAUCUUGUCCACGUGUACAGCUGAAAGACAAGGAGGACGUCUACCUCAGCGUUUGUGUGUUUGGCCAGUACAAAAAGACACAGUGUGUCCCUCCUAUCUUUCCGCUGGUCUUCAAUGCCAGAAUGGUGUUUGAAAAGGUGUUCCCUGAAGCCAUAGAUCCAGGAGAUGUUGUAGCACAACUUGAAUAUGACACAGCAGUAUUUGAGUUGAUACAGCUUGUUCUCCCAGUGGGUGAAACGCUCUCUACAUAUGAGGAGAACACAAGAGACUUCAUGUUCCCGGGUCCAAAGCAGAUGUCUGGACACCAUGAUUCAAACCGCCAAGUGAUGAUGCAAAGAAUUUCUGGCAUCAGGGGAGGAACCUGGUGCUUGAAGGAGAUGUAUUUCUCUUCUUCUGGAGAGAGGCAGGAGACAUGGUGUGAUGGACUCACUCCUCUACCCCAGGGACUUGCUCCAAAGAUGGAAUUUUCUACCACUUCUGUGAUCACAGAGUGCCUGAUCAGCUCAAGGAAGUGUCGGGGCCUCCAGGGCUGGGCUAGUCCUCCAUCGACAAAGCCACAGUCUGUGGCUGGGGCCAAAGUCGAAGCCUUCCAUCUGCAGGCUCAGGAUAAACCAUCAUACCAUGCCGCCUCUCUUGAAAGGAGCCAUGGUCGGAUGCAAAUCAGAGGGCCGUCAAGAUCGUCCAAGAAGAAAUCCAGGUCCCCCGAGAGGCACAAGUACUGCUCUAACCCACGGAACUAUGAGCAGCCCACCAUCUCGUCCAAGUCCCACUCCCCGUCCCCGUAUACCAAGAGGCGGAUGUGUGAGCUGUCUGAGGACACCAGGCGGCGGUUGGCUCAUCUCAACCUGGGGCCCUACGAGUUCAAAAAGGACACUGACAAACCUCCCUUUGUCAUCAGACAUGCUGACCCCCCAAGCCCCAAGCCUGAAAUUCUUCUCGGACCUAAUGGCAGAGAACCUUCAAGAGAAGGAUGGUGCAAGUUGCACAACGAGCUGAAGAAGCUUGUGAAGGGCAGCCAAGGCCACCUGCGUACCUUCUCUGCAGUACUCCCCAGAAUUGCCAUCCAGACACUGACAAAAUGGCAGACUAUGAAGAUUCAUUCGACAACAUCUAACAUGCACAUACAAAGUGUGUGCGGCAAGAUACUGGACGUUGGGAGAGCGACAAAGCAUCAUACUCAUCUGGGCAGCUACCGAUCCAAGGACUAUAAGAUUACCAAGCCAUCUCAUGGAAGAGAUCGGGAAGACUCUCUUGACAGGUGUGAAGAAUAUAUUGCCUCAAGGCAGGCUAGGCCACACCACACAGACAGGGCUCUCUUGGUCCACUCUGCACCUUCAUCGAUGCAGAAACGCUCUCCUAGCCCUGUGCUCAAUCAGUCGACUCUCAGGGAAAGAUAUCAUUCAGAUUGGUGCUCACCUUCAAACUCCGAUGAAAUACAUGAGCGGGUAAAAAAUGUAUUGAAAUCACACGGGGUUCAUCAAAGAUGUCUAUAUGAUGAGAGAGACCAGGAAAAAGAUGAGGAGCUGGACCUGAAAAGAAGUUUUGCAUAUAAAGACUCUGUCUGUGAUAGCGAUCCAGAAUACAGUUCCGUAUAUAGGCCACGUGCCUUGGUCCACUUGGAUAAUGGCGAGUACUGGUCCAACCGAGCAGCAGCAUUUAAAGCAAAGUCCCAUCGAGGCAACUUUGAGAACAGCAUGGACAAGAUCUAUAGGAACUUGUACAGGAAAGCCUGUGGCUCCAGCACGCAAGAAAGCUUCUGAGGACACCCGCCCGUGCCUGCUUCUCAAUGAAAUCUGUUACUAGAACCACGUCUGUCUGCUUUCUGCCGGCCCAGGACGCGAGGGGCCUGAUGGGGGGCUGGAGCCCAGCCAGUGCGCCCCUCGGAGGGAGGGGCCUGAUGUGGGGGCGGGCCAGUGCUCCCCCUCGGAGGGAGGGGCCGAUGGGGGGCUGCCAGUGCCCCCCUUCUGGGAGAAGGGCCCGAUUCGGGGGGGCGGCCAGUGACCCCCUCAGGGGGAAGACACCCCCACCCCGGCCAGUCGCGAUCCUGGGCGUUGUGCUGCGCUCUGGCUAGCGCCUCCCUCCUCUGUCCAAGUCCCCUGGGGCAGGGGCUGUGGAUGCUUGAAAAACACUUCCUUGCCUCUGCCCUUGUCAGGGUCGGAACGACCUCCAGGUAAGAAGUGCGGACCCCAGUUAUG